Sinocyclocheilus grahami is the source of this 3400-nucleotide messenger RNA. RefSeq names its product rho guanine nucleotide exchange factor 15-like. Gene Ontology annotation, molecular function: protein binding; guanyl-nucleotide exchange factor activity. The record is from RefSeq and is a predicted model, not a curated record. Gene Ontology annotation, biological process: activation of GTPase activity. The transcript has 17 exons. The coding region runs from base 427 to 3243 and encodes 938 amino acids. NCBI's taxonomy places the organism in Eukaryota, Metazoa, Chordata, Actinopteri, Cypriniformes, Cyprinidae.
GGUUGUUCUUACAUACACGCUCACGAGCAGGAAAACAAAGAGCCGGAGAUGCGCGUGGAUUUACCGGAGAGGACAACAAAAGAGGAAAUACGAAAGUAACGUCUGAUCAGAUCCGUGAAGUUCGCUCUGGAAUGUGGCGAUCUGUUGCUGUCAUUUUAAAGAAAUGUAUUAGCCUAAUAUGGGUGACUGUAUAACUGUUCGUACACUGAUAUGUUCAUGUGCGCUGUGAGUGUUACACCACGCCACUCUAAUGUUUUAGUUUUUAUGAGGAAGCUUUCUCUGGACACGUUUCAGGAAUUCGAUUUCUUUAUGGAUUAUAUAGGAGAGUGAGAUACAUUUGGGUGAAGAUUGAAGGCCCUCGGUGACCCUGCUGCCUGGCCUCAUAUUGGCCAGGUUGCUUUGGUUAAAACAUCAAAACCAAUCAAGAUGUCUUCUCAAGAGUCUCUGCAUCUGCCUCCAAAACCUGAGGCUAAACCAAGACCCCCGAUUCCCAGUAAGCCAUCCAAUAAUACCUCAGAUACGUCAUCUGUGGAAGGUGCAACCUCACAGAACUCUGGGAAUGUCAAAAAGAUAGUCAACAAAUUCAGCCAGCCAGAGACUAAGAUUCCAAGUGGAGAUACAGCAAAGAGCACCAGCAUAGAAUGGAGACAACAAAGACCUCCUGCAAUAAAGCCCAGGCGCAAAUCGAGAAGUUCUUCCCUCACCAGCGCUGGCAAGGCACCUCCUUUGCCUCCAAAGACCAGACAAAAUCACAGUGGACAGAAAGAUGAGGUGGACAGCCAAGAGAGCCAAGAAGGAGCUUUGAGUGCUGUUGAUGGAGGCCGUUCAGCUCCUGAUGGAAAAGAAGGUGGCAAACUGCGAGAAGAGCAGGAUUCCAGCCCUCUUCCAGAGCCUCAGUGUGAGAAGAACUGCGGCUGUAUAUGUCACCUGCAGAGGCCUGGCAUGAAGCUCGUAUGGGUGCCAAUAAGUGAGCAGGAUGAUGACGAGGGUGAGGAUGAUGAGAUUGAAUACAGUGACAUGGAGGAUCAGAACAAAAGCAAAGAGGGAGAGAACGAAGAGAAGUCAAAUAAGGAGCUGAAUUCUUUGAGUGAGUCAAUAGCUGAAGAUGAGAACAAGAAGGAGGAACUGCAAGUUAAAAAAGGCAAGUUUCAGGAGACUCGUAAUCUAAUAGAGCAACAGCUGAGGAGGAAAUCGGACCCUGGACCUCCAACGUUGAUCGCCUCUGUUGUCCCAUUUCCUCAGACUCCUCUAAACGUCCCCAAAGACCAGUCUUUGGAGGAGCCAGAGGAGUCCAUCUACGAUGUUAGCCUGGAGGUGGUCACUCCACCCAGACAUCAGAAGGGAUCGGACACUGUAAGCAAGGACGCACCUCCGGUCAUUCCUCCCAGGAUGCCUUUAGAUAACAGGAGUCCACCUCGCAUUAUUCUGCCUCAGCCUCUAGCACGCCCUGCCUCCCCUCUGCUUCCCCCUAAAAAGUGCAGCCCACCUGCCAGUCCCCGACCACAAAGAACUCCACCACCACCACCAGCCAAGACCUAUGAGAACGGAGGACGUCUCAGCAAUUAUUCUCUCAAGUCUAUAGAUGAGACUGACAGUGCAGGGGCUGAUGGGGAAAAACGUGGAUCCACUGAGAACUCUAGACCUCCACGAGCCAUUCCACAUCACCAACAAUCUGUUAACUUGGAAGCUGGGAAGUCUGAGGAGCUGUAUCAGUUUUACACAGAAACAUAUAUACACAAGGAGAUCAGGAGGACAGUAUGUCGCAACAUCAGUAAAACCAGCAUGGACUUCCAGAUGGACCCACACAAUACAUCCAGCCCAGAGAAAGGAGAAAAACAUCCCAGAUCCAGUAGUGUUCCAAAUCUCAAGCAGAGCAAUUUAUGGCGGGACCAGUCGGCAGUACGAGACAGUGGGGUCCUGCAGACCCUAAGUCCAGAGGAGUGCAAGUACCAAGAGAGCAUGUUCGAGGUGAUUACAUCAGAAAUGUCCUAUUUGCGCUCUCUGCGUGUGAUAACAGAUCAUUUUAUGGAGUCAAGUGACUUGAAUGACACUCUUAUUAACAUGGACAAAAAGACACUCUUCUCAAACAUUCUGCGCAUCCAAGAGGUCAGCGAGAGGUUUCUAAAGGACCUAGAGGAGCGUGUAGAUGAGAGCGUUAUCAUUUCUGACAUCUGUGACAUCCUCCACUAUCACGCCCAACAUCAUUUCCCUGCGUAUAUCGACUAUGUUCGAAACCAGAUUUAUCAGGAAAAGACCUACAGUAAUCUCAUGCAAACUAACACUCAGUUUGCGACCAUAAUCACCCGACUCCAGGAGUCGCCCAUUUGUCAACGACUGCCCUUCAUGUCCUUCAUGUUGCUGCCCUUCCAGCGAAUCACACGCAAUAAAAUGCUCAUCGAGAAUAUCCUAAAGAGAACAGCCGUCGGGACGGAUAAGGAACAAACAGCAUCUAAAGCUCUGGACUCUGUGUCCAAGAUCAUUGAAGAAUGUAAUACUCAGGUUGGAAAAAUGAAGCAGAUGGAGGAACUGAUUCAGAUUAAUGGUAUGCUGGAGUUCGACAAACUAAAGGCGGUGCCAAUUGUCUCUCAAACACGUUAUUUGGAGAAACGAGGAGAGCUGCAGGAAGUAAACAGAGGAGGAACAUUCUUGACCCUCCGCCCCAAAUUCAGUCCCGUCUACCUCUUUCUCUUCAAUGACCUGCUUAUCAUUGCCAGCAAGAAAAGUUCUGAGCGGUAUGUAGUCCUCGAUCAUGCCCAUCGCUCCCUGGUCCAGGUGCAGCCUUUUGGGGAGGACACAGCUGUCCCGAACAUGGAGCACAGCCUCUGUCUGACCCUGCUGGAGAAUCAUCAGGGACGCCAGAUGGAGAGAGUUUUGAAAGCUCCUACACAAUCUGACCUGCACAGGUGGUUGGCAGCAUUCCCGAAUCCUGACAACCCCAGCAAUGAUCAAGAAGAAGUCAUAUAUGAAGAUUGGGAUUGCCCUCAGGUGCAGUGUGUGGAGCAGUAUGUGGCAAACCAAGCAGACGAAUUAAAUCUGGAGCCCACGGAGAUCGUUAAUGUCGUGCGCAAAACCAACGAAGGAUGGUGUGAGGGAAUCCGUCUAUCUGAUGGACAGAAAGGCUGGUUUCGUGAAGCAAAUGUACUGGAAAUCACCAAUGAGCACGUCCGGCGACGCAACCUCCGAGAGCGAUACCGUGUUAUCCAGGCUGCCGGCGUUGUCGCCAAGACUCUGAGUAUGCCAUAGACUAAAUAAACUGCAUCCUGGCAGAUCGAGAAUUCCUAAAAUGGGAUGAGUCUUUUAAACUGUAGACCUUUGAUACAGGCUCAAUACGGACGGGAAGUGUUUUGAAUGUAUCUCAAACAUCCUUUUCAGGAUCAGAAAUAUAAUUCUGUUGGAAUGU